AUAAAUGUACCAUAAACACUCAACUGAUUAUUGAUCAACUGGUGUCGAUAAAAUUCAAGAAUUACUACCAGUGCUAAUAAUGUCAACAUGAUUUAAUGUUUCGAUGAACUCACAAAAUUAUUAGCAAUAAGUUUACAAUGGACAUCAUGCGGGUAGAAAUAUCAUGAAGAACGUGAACAGGAGCUUUCAAAACAAAUCCGAUUUUGGUACUCGUUGCUUUGAAAACAGUGCUGUGUAACGUCUCAAUUUGUGGCGGAAUAACAGCUGUUACGACAAUGUCGUUUAUCAGCAUAAUUAGAAAUUCAAUAACAAAACGCCUAAUCCAACAAACUGGCUAUCAAGUUGAAAAACAAGCCCUUCCAGCAGAAUCUCUAGUCCGAAACAUAUGGGGCUAUGUGGCCAUUGCCUUCAAUCAAGUGGAUGCAGAUCGUUUGGCAAAAGUCGGUCCAAAUCGUCUCUGUGCCGAAUGGAUAAUUAAGAAUGGUGGCGGAGUACGCAUUGUCGAUAAUCCAGGUAGACUAUGGAAGGACUACAACAUGCUACCAGCGGAAACAACCAAGUUUCAGAUUAAAGUGGUUGACGCAUCAAAUGCUUCAAUCAUGAAAAUUGGUCUAGAGCACUUUAUUGGUUGUAAACAAAUCGACACCGUCAUUUUUCACAAUUGUAAGCAUCUCGAGAACGAUGGUCUUAUCGGUCUCACACAUUUAACCGAUUCCCUGACGCGCCUUCAGAUCUCCGGAUGCUACAAUAUUAGAGACUCUGAUCUAGAUGUCAUCGGCGAAUUGUCCAAUCUUAAACAGUUAGCCAUCUUUGAUAUGAAGUAUGUCAAAGACAUGGAUAAGGUUGCUGCAAGCUUAAAGUCCAAGCUGCCACAUUGUGAAAUGCAGUUCCAAAAAGAGUAAUCUUCUGUGAUCCAUUUUGAGAAAUAAACUUUGCAACUUUAAAAGGAA
Messenger RNA from Drosophila nasuta, 950 nucleotides. RefSeq names its product ATP synthase subunit s, mitochondrial. NCBI's taxonomy places the organism in Eukaryota, Metazoa, Arthropoda, Insecta, Diptera, Drosophilidae. The coding region runs from base 276 to 902 and encodes 208 amino acids. The record is from RefSeq and is a predicted model, not a curated record. The transcript has a single exon.